Messenger RNA from Beauveria bassiana ARSEF 2860, 1380 nucleotides. Its product is annotated as nitrogen metabolite repression-(nmr)-responsible protein. The record is from RefSeq and is a predicted model, not a curated record. NCBI's taxonomy places the organism in Eukaryota, Fungi, Ascomycota, Sordariomycetes, Hypocreales, Cordycipitaceae. The transcript has a single exon. Bases 1 to 1380 code for a protein of 459 amino acids.
AUGCCCACUCAAAUAAAUCCCGUGUCGGCCAGCAUUCCCAUUCGCAUCAACACGACAGAGCAGCCUCCCUAUUUCCGCAAACAACACAAGCACUCGAGAUCAUCUUACUCCGAAUCUUCUCCUCUAGCUGGCUCCAGAAACAACUCUCUCACCUUUCGCCCCCCCAAGCGCUUCAUGUCUUCCCCAGACAAGACCAUCGCCGUUAUAAACGCCAGCGGCCGCCAAGCGGCUUCGCUAAUUCGCGUCGCAACCGCCGUCGGCUACCAUGUUCGGGCCCAACUACGCAAUAAGGAAGGCGUGAUUGCUACAGAAGUCGCGACGAAUCCGAACGUCACUUGCAUUGUUGGCGAGCUCUACACCAGACACCAACCCACAGAAGCCAACAAGGAUGUCACCCAAAACGGACCCCUCUCCGGUGUUGGUGUAAACCACGACCUCAUCAACAAUCUCUUCCGCGGCGUCCAGCUCGCCUUUAUCAACACGACAUUCUAUGGUGACGAGCUUGCUAUUGGCAAGGCUCUCGCUGACGCUGCAAAGAAGGCUGGUAUCCAACACUACAUUUACUCGUCCAUGCCCGAUCACGCCGCCUAUAACAAGAAUUGGCCCUCUCUACCCCUCUGGGCACCCAAGCACAAGGUUGAGGAAUAUGUCCGCCAGCUCGACCUUCCUGCGACCUUCGUCUACACUGGCAUCUACAAUAAUAAUUUCACUUCACUACCCUACCCGCUUUUCUGCACCGAAAUUCAAGACGACGGCUCAUUUGUAUGGCAAGCGCCCUUCCACGAAGAUGCGAAGCUACCUUGGCUCGAUGCUGAGCACGACGUUGGCCCCGCGAUCUUGCAGCUCUUCAAAGACGGCGUUUCCAAAUGGCGGAAUGAGCGCAUCGCCCUCUCUUACGAGUAUCUGACACCCAAGGAAGCUUGUGAGCUCUUUUCUCGCGGUGUUGGUCGCCCUGUUCGCUAUGUUCGCGGCCCUAUUGACCUCAAAGUUCGCAUUCCAGCAGGCUAUAGAGAGCAGCUGGAAGCUUUAGAGAAGCUCUUUAGUCCCGACGAAAAAGAUCCCAAGAAGCAGCCCCCCUACUUUGGCUGUGCCAGACUCGAGGCCAACUGCCCUGCCGAGGCUCUGGAGCUAUGGGAAGGCCCCCGUGGCCUUGAGGAAUAUGCUCGCGAGAUGUUUCCUCUUGAGGAAGAAGCAAACGGCCUAACAUGGAUGCUGGAAGAUGAUGAAACGGAUGGCGGUGACGAAAAGUUGCAGUACGCUACCGUAUCAGUUGAACAGCUGCGGCUGAAUGACGAAAACGAUGAUUUCGAUACCGACGACGAAGAAGAUGGCCUCGUGAUGCGAGGUUUGAAGCGAGACGAGGAGCAAUGGCUAGCGUAG